ACAGCAGUGAGAAAUGCCUAUCAGUAACUUAAACCCCAGAAACUCCACCUUCUGAGCGGGGAGGCUGUGGGCUGAUGGAAAUGUAGUGAACAGAUUGAGACAGACAGUGAAUCAUUAGCAACUGCAACGCCAGAAUGAACUUGUCUGGAACCUAAGAGGAGAAAGGGGGGAAGGGGGUGGGGGCACGCAAUCAGCCAGUCCCUUUAUCGGGGUUUGCAGCUGGGGGUUUUGUCACAUACAAAGCCAAAGUGGAACUAAAAGCUGGUGGAUCACCAGUUCAAGAUGCUGCUGGUUUCUCAGCUGAUGGAAGCACCGCGGAUGGAGCCCCACAUUACGUCACAGGGAUCCAUUAAGAGGAAACUGGAAGGAGACAACUUUCCUGACAGCAGCUCAUUUGAUGACCUUUACCCUCAUGACAUUAAGAGACCUUGCCUUGAUGAUGUUACUCUUUCUAUGGGACAAAGUACCAACCCAAGUAGCUCAUGUUCUGAGAUACAGAUGUCGCCAUUCUCUCUGGAUCCUAACUCCUCAUCCAUUGGCAUGGCUGACCAUUCAGUCCUACUUGAAAAUAACCAGAUGAAUGACAAUGACAUGGGCUCUUCGUUUGCCAUGCCACCAAAUACAGAAGUUGGACAAAAAGGGCCACUGGGUGGACCAGACAGCAUGGUUCAUUAUGAUGAAAAAGGGAACAGUCUGCAGACUGUGGACCAGGAGCUGCAAGAUCUCCUGGAGGAGUUAACCAAAAUGCCAGACCCUUCUCCUAAUGAUCUGGAUCUUGAAAAUAUACUGGGGAGCAAGCCAGAAGAACCACUUGGCAUAGUUCACACCCCACCAGCCUUGAGGAGCACUCCAAAGCCUUCUCCUCAGACGUCUCACUUGGAGAACCACGUUACCAAUAAGGAUUUUUCUCCAAGUUGCAGUCAGACAGUAACUAGUGGGUCACCUCAGAUGCGGCCCUCCUCUGCAGGAGCAAGCUAUCCGGUCCGUCCUAAUAAACCCACCACCUCUCCCAUUUCUUCGACGGCCCAGACCAAGUGCCAGCCCCGGAAUAUGCUAACUGGCUCCUUACCCGCCUUGUCCGGACCUCACUGGCAUCACGCCCACCAACUGAAGGCGCUGGCAGCCAGCAAGCAAGUAUCUUCUACAAAACAGCAAAUGCCGACAUCCAGCUGGUCUACCAUGGCUUCUCCAGGUCUUUCUCCACCUUACCCACCAGGGUCUUCACCACAUCAACAACCAUACAGCCCCCAGAACAUCAUGGUGUCUGGAAUAUCGUCCACCAGUUUGCCAGGGAGCAGCCUCCAGACCUCUCCCACUGCCUUGCUUUCCAAUUUGUCUGUCAGUGGCAAUUCUACUGGUGGUCCCUCUGGGCCCUUUGGUUCUGAGAUGCUGUCCAGUCCCAUUCUCGGCCAGCAGCAGCAGCAGUUCAGCCCUCCUAACGUCAUGCUUUCCAGCCUAACCUCCACUGCCAUCCCUACUACCAGUAUCAAGAGUCCUUCGAGCAGCCUGGUCUCAAGCAUGGCCGCCAACAACCCAGCUUCACCAUAUCGGCCGGACAAGCUCUCCAGCCCAGCUCUGCAUCAGCAGUCAUUCAGUCCACAGGGCACUCUGAUGUCAAAUGUCAAUAACCCUGCUGGCCUGCAGCAGCAGCAGCAGCAGCAGCAACAACAGCAGCAGCAGCAACAGCAACAGCAGAACCCACUCUUUAAGACAAUGACCAACAACCCAUCGAAGAAUCUAAGUGUGAUUCUGCAGCAGGCAUCUGGCGGCCUGCAGUCUGGGCUGGUCAGUGAAGGCCCUGGAAGUCAGGAGCCCUUUUCUUUUGGCAACACCAAGCCCCUUUCUCACUUCACCUCGGAGGCAGCCCCCCAGAAGGUGGCGUCCAUGUCUGCAAGCUCAGGGCAGCCGUCCCUGCUCCACUACUUGCAGCAGCCUCCACAGACCUCUACUCAGCAGCUGCCGACCCAGCAGCCCAACAAUACCCAGUUCCUGCUACAGCAGAUGAUGCAGCAACCGCAGAGGAUGCAACGACAUUUGUCCCCUGCCUCUCUGCCUGCUCAACCUAGACAGGAUGGGAAUGCCGGCAUUGCUGCCAGACUUCAGGAAGCAGGCCCUCUCCAGAGUGCAGGCAGCUCCAUUUCAGCAGCCUCUCCAGCUACAGUGAAUGGAUGCAUGAGAAACCAUUUACUCAAGCAGCAGAUUCUGCGCCGGCAGCAUAUCAUGCAGCAGGAAAAGCAGAGACCAAAUGUCAUGGCAGUGCCAUCUGACCAGCGGACUCCAUUUCUUUGCCAACAGAUGAGUCCGUUUUCAACCAUGCCACAGCAGAUGCCUUCUGACUGUGGCCAGUCCAUGUCGAGUCCUUCGCCUAAUCCUCGCAGGAUGUCAUCCGCACCUGGGAUCCUUCAGAGCGCCUUGGCCCCUGGAAUUGGUUCAACUACUGGGAACCAGAGCGCAGGGGGCAUGGUUAUGAUCCCCCAGACCGCAGGGAAGCAACAGGGAAUGUUUUCCUCUGGCUCCGAAUUUAAUGUCUCCAUGCGACAGACUUCAGCUAGUCUGAGCUCUGUCAGCCAGACUGUUCAGAGCAGUCAUUCAGCAGUCAAGCCUGGAAUGACCCUGCCUGGGUUCACUUCCAGCUCCUUAGCAAACCAGUCUGUGAGCCCACACCAAUUACGUCAGCCUAAUAUGGCCCGAAUGUCCAACAUCUAUCCCAAUUCCUCCCCUCAGGCAUGGAUCCCUACCGUGGCCUCUCGAAUGCCCAAUCAGAGUCAAAUAGACACCAGCAUUCAGCAGUUCUCCACCACCCCUCUUUUCUCCAAACAAAAUGUGAGAUCCAAUCUAACAGGUCAGCAGUUUCCGCCUCAGUCAGUGAUACCCCCCAAUCAGAUUGCCCCUGGAGUCAGGCAGAUGCAAAAAGUGAAUGUAGGCCAGCCUGCUCAAAACCUCAGCAUGCUCAACAGUCAGAAUCUAAGACAAAGCCUAACCCGAACCCCAUUGCCAGCUAUGAAUGUCAUGAAACCCAUACCCCAAAGCGUGUCCAGUUUCAACCCAAUCAGCCCAGCCCAAGGGAUCGAGCCACCGAGCUACCCAGUCAGCAGCCAGGCGUCUGGGACCUUCAGCAGGAUGGGUACUUCAGCUGAGCUGCCACAGUAUGAUUUUGGCCCACAGCAGAACGAUUCCAUUUUGCCAGACAGCUGCAAUGAGACAGAUUUCAUCGAUUCUCUCAUGAAAACCAGCAGCAGCAAUGAUGAAGAGUGGCUGAACAACCUGAGGAUGAUCGACGAUAUUUUAGGGCAGCACACUCAAAGUUCUGGUCAUGUUUAACUCUUGGCAAGGUACCCACAUUUGACGCCCUCCUUCCCCGGCUUGGGGGUGGGGGAAAAUGAAACAUAAAAAUAUAAACCCACUACAAACACACCUACACACACACACUCACAGAGACAUAGACAGACACACAUACAGGGAUACAGACACACAGACACACACUCAUACAGACACACACACAGAUACAGACAGACAGGCACACUCACACACAGAGAUACAAACACACACACACGCGCACGCACGCACGCACGCACACACACACACACACACACACACCACACAACACACACUCAUACACAACCCCAACCAUACAGGCACAUACCCAAAGCUAGUUUUUGUCCAUUGGUGAGUCGGAGCCACUUCUUUACCUGUGACAAAGUUGAAUAUUGGCCAUUUUUCAAGUGACUGUAUAUAUCCAAAUUUUGUAAAUGGUGUUUUCUUAAGCAUUCAUUAUAGAAGUAUUUAUACUUCUCUUUGUGACAGUUUGUAUAUAAAUCUCUGGCUUACGUAUUGUUUUAUUAUAGAAGUUUUGCUUGUUACACCUUGUUACCAAUAUGCAAAUCAUUUUGUUAGUUUCCGUAAUACUGUGUAUUACCGCUUGAAACACGCGUGUGUUUGAUAUAAUGUAAGACAAACUAGGGGUGUUAGGCAAACUGAGCAAGUGCCAAAUGGAAGACCAGGAAUCCAAAUGCCUUGGGACUUCUUGUCUCUUUCCUAUUUCUUUUGGACACCACCGAUGAAUCGAAGUGUCUAGCUAGCGUGGAGAUGGGCGAAGCAGCAAGAUCUCCUCCCGGACGAGAAACACUGACAAUUGGAAGGGAUCUUCUAAGCCCCGGAGGGCCACCCCUGCAAAUCUCCUGGAGAAGCUCGCCUUGCUCUGAAUGAUGACCUUGGAGAGACUGCAAAGCAUCCUUACCAUUCUCAUUCAGACUGGAAGAAAGGCUGCCUCCGGUCUCGGCACCCCUAGCGUGUAUAUCUGUAGUGUACAGGUGAUUUGUUCCUGGUUAUAAGGCCUUUCAAUAUGUGUUUGAAUGUAAGACUUGGAGUUCAGAAGAAGAGUCUAUUGAUAUGAAGAGUUAAUUUUGAAUUUGUCUCUCUGAUGGUUUCUGUCCGCAGCUACAGUCAUGUAUAUUUAAGUGUCUGUUUAUAGAAGAGCCACUGUAUUGUAAAUGCCUUAAAUUGUUCAUGCUUUGUGGAAUCCUAUUUUAAUAGUCACAUGCUACUUCAGCCAUACAUUUGUAAUAUAGCAUCAGCUUUGAGCACAGGAUGGUUUUUUCCUUCAUGCCAUAAUAAACUGCCAUGAGAGAACUGCA
This is a messenger RNA of Monodelphis domestica (gray short-tailed opossum), 4634 nucleotides long. It is a transcript of the gene MAMLD1, whose product is annotated as mastermind like domain containing 1. NCBI's taxonomy places the organism in Eukaryota, Metazoa, Chordata, Mammalia, Didelphimorphia, Didelphidae. The record is from RefSeq and is a predicted model, not a curated record. Gene Ontology annotation, biological process: regulation of transcription by RNA polymerase II. Gene Ontology annotation, cellular component: nuclear body.